Molecule: messenger RNA, 5621 nt
Organism: Sinocyclocheilus grahami
Lineage: Eukaryota; Metazoa; Chordata; Actinopteri; Cypriniformes; Cyprinidae
Product: membrane-associated guanylate kinase, WW and PDZ domain-containing protein 1-like
Exons: 23
Coding region: 496-5391 (1631 amino acids)
Biological process (GO): signal transduction
Cellular component (GO): cell-cell junction; cytoplasm
Molecular function (GO): protein binding
Source: RefSeq, a predicted model, not a curated record
GAGCAGGCAGAACAGGAUGAAAUGUAUCAAAACAGAAGUCAACGCUGUACCUGUUUAAAGGAGCCGUGAACCAGGAGGAAACGUUCACCGACAGUUUAGGAAUUCUACUUAGAAGUGUUUUAGAAAAAAAACAAAUUAUUAUGGAAACAGCUUAAGACUUAAAGAAGUGUAGUUAAAGAGGUUUAUGAAAUUAAAACACAAGCAGAUGAGCGCAACCAAGAGGAUUAAAGGCAAACAUGUUAAGAAGAUGAGGAAAACAAUACAGGCUAAUUAGAGAAGCGGUCGGAGUGGGAAUUGCUUUCGGUGAACAGCCGGACAAUGGCUUGAGUUUGUUUUUCGUUCUUUUUUGGGCUGCGAAGAAGCUGCAUUCAUGACCGAGGAGACGGAAAAGAAACUUUACCGCGUGUGCGUGGGAUAUUUCAUUCUAUGAAACUAUUGCGUUUUCUUGUCUGUCAGCGGAACCACCUGUUUCUGGACGGAUUUGAUUGAUUCAUCAUGUCCAAAGUGGUACAGAAAAAGAACCACUGGACCACCAAAGUUAACGAGUGCACGAUCUGUAAGGACGCCCGCGGCGAGCUGAACGUGCAGCUGCUCGGCGGAGCGGAGAACGGCGAGUUCGCCUAUAUCGGACCCGUUAACGGGAAUGCCGUACAGUACAGACAUGGGAAAGUGUCCGAGGGGGAAUUACUGCUGGAAGUGGAGACGCUCUCUGUCUCUGGAUUGCCGCUGUAUGAUGUGCUGACAGUGAUCAAGAACUGCAAGGGACCUAUUAGGUUGAAAACUGUGAGGCAAGGAAAUAAACUCAAUAAAGACCUGAAACACUACCUGAGCCAAAGGUUUCAGAAAUCCUCUGCUGACUACGAGCUUCAGCAAACCAUACGCGACAACCUCUACCGCCACGCAGUGCCUUGUACGACCCGCCUCCCUCGUGACGGAGAGGUGCCAGGAGUAGAUUAUAAUUUCUUGUCAGUGGACGAGUUUCUGAAGCUUGAACAGAGUGGGACACUGUUGGAGAUCGGAUCUUACGAAGGUAACUAUUAUGGAACACCCAAGCCGCCCAGCCAGCCCCCUAGUGGGAAAGUGAUUACUGGCGAUGCUCUGCAAGACAGUCUUCCUGGUUCCCAGCAGUCGACCCCACGCCGAACCAAGUCCUACAAUGAGAUGCAAAAUGCUGGAAUAGUGCCUACAGAGACUGAGGAUGAUGAUGAGGUUCCUGAAAUGAACAGUAGCUUCACAGGAGACUCAAGUGAACCGGACGACCACCCUUCUGUGCGGCCCUUCGCCCGCGACUACGUUCAACCCUACGGGCUCAACAACACCUCGGCGUCAACCACGGAGAGCUCUCAGAACACACAUACACACCCCGGCUAUCCCACGGAAGAGGAACCUCAGGGGCCUCUGCCCGAAAACUGGGAGAUGGCCUACACUGAGAGCGGAGAGGUCUACUUUAUAGACCACAACACAAAGACAACAUCCUGGAUAGAUCCCCGAUGCCUGGACAAACCUCAGAAACCCCUGGAGGAAUGUGAAGAUGAUGAAGGGGUACAUACAGAGGAACUGGACAAUGAGCUAGGUACGACCCGCCUCCCUCGUGACGGAGAGGUGCCAGGAGUAGAUUAUAAUUUCUUGUCAGUGGACGAGUUUCUGAAGCUUGAACAGAGUGGGACACUGUUGGAGAUCGGAUCUUACGAAGGUAACUAUUAUGGAACACCCAAGCCGCCCAGCCAGCCCCCUAGUGGGAAAGUGAUUACUGGCGAUGCUCUGCAAGACAGUCUUCCUGGUUCCCAGCAGUCGACCCCACGCCGAACCAAGUCCUACAAUGAGAUGCAAAAUGCUGGAAUAGUGCCUACAGAGACUGAGGAUGAUGAUGAGGUUCCUGAAAUGAACAGUAGCUUCACAGGAGACUCAAGUGAACCGGACGACCACCCUUCUGUGCGGCCCUUCGCCCGCGACUACGUUCAACCCUACGGGCUCAACAACACCUCGGCGUCAACCACGGAGAGCUCUCAGAACACACAUACACACCCCGGCUAUCCCACGGAAGAGGAACCUCAGGGGCCUCUGCCCGAAAACUGGGAGAUGGCCUACACUGAGAGCGGAGAGGUCUACUUUAUAGACCAUGUUAACAGGAAGACGCAGUAUGAAAACCCAAUUCUGGAGGCUAAAAGGAAGAAGCAACUGGAGCAGUCUCAGCCCGCUGAAGAAUGGAUAGAGGAGCAUUCGACAGGAGCACCGCUAGCGAGCUAUGCUGCUAACCACCAAGAGACUUACAGAGAACCCGGCACCGCUCCUCCACUAGCAUCCCAACUGGGGGCUAAACGAGGGAAGCCAUUUUUCACAAGGAACCCUGCAGAACUGAAGGGGACAUUCAUUAACACCAAGCUGAAGAAGAGUAGGCGUGGGUUUGGCUUCACCGUGGUAGGAGGAGACGAACCAGACGAGUUCCUGCAGAUUAAGAGUCUGGUGCUUGAUGGACCAGCUGCUCUGGAUGGAAAGAUGGAAACAGGUGACGUUAUCGUGAGUGUGAAUGACACUUGCGUGUUGGGUUACACACAUGCCCAGGUUGUGAAGAUAUUCCAGUCCAUCCCUAUCGGCUCUAUGGUCGACCUUGAACUUUGCCGUGGCUACCCCUUACCCUUUGACCCUGAUGACCCCAACACCAGCCUGGUGACUUCUGUGGCCAUUCUGGACAAGGAGCCCAUCAUCGUCAAUGGAAAAGAAAGCUACGACUCGCCAUCAAGUCACGGGAGUGAAACUACAGGUGGCGGCGGUAGUUUGAACGGCUCCAGCGACCCACCUCGCCCCCACAGCCCUUCAGCAGAGGUGGCUUCCAAUGGCUCUCACGGUUAUCCCAGCGACGUGGUCACACUGGCAUCUUCGAUCGCAACCCAGCCCGAGCUCAUUACUGUCCACAUGGAGAAGGGUGACAAAGGAUUUGGCUUCACAAUAGCAGACAGCCCGUCUGGGGGAGGCCAGCGAGUGAAGCAGAUAGUGGAUUACCCACGAUGCAGAGGCCUGAGGGAGGGAGACAUCAUCAUGGAGGUUAACAAGAGGAACGUGCAGAACCUGACGCACAAUCAGGUGGUCGAUCUGCUCAGCAAGUGCCCCAAAGGCAGUGAGGUGACCAUGCUGGUACAAAGAGGGGUGGCACCUGCGAAGAAGAGCCCCAAACUGCAACAGUUGGAGCGCAAGGACAGUCAGGGCAGCUCCCAGCACAGCGUGUCCAGUCAGCGCAGCAUCCACACUGACUCCCCCCUCCACGCCUCCCAGGCCCUGCUCAACGAGUCGGUUGCACCACCUCCCCCCUCCCAGCCCCUGCCAAGCCUGCCCCAGGACCCUCCAGUAGACGGAACUCUCCAGAAGAAACCAGAUCCCUUUAAAAUCUGGGCCCAGUCCAGGAGCAUGUAUGAAAGUAGGCUACCUGAUUACCAGGAGCAGGAUAUUUUCCUGUGGAGAAAAGAUACCGGCUUUGGAUUCAGGAUCCUUGGAGGCAAUGAACCUGGCGAGCCGAUUUAUAUUGGCCACAUUGUGAAAUAUGGAGCUGCCGAUGAAGAUGGGCGUCUGCGAUCAGGAGAUGAGCUUAUUUGUGUGGAUGGAACGGCUGUUGUGGGAAAAUCCCAUCAGCUAGUUGUUCAACUCAUGCAACAAGCUGCAAAACAGGGUCACGUCAACUUGACCGUGAGGCGCAAGACUGGAUAUGGAUGCUUCCUUAACAUUUGUGAUGUUCCUCCCGCAGAGUCCUCCAAUGCAUCACUGCUGACCAACGCUGAAAAGAUUGCAACCAUAACUACCACACACGCACCUCAACAGCAAACUGCACCUGAGCCAAGAAACAACACCAAACCAAAACAGGAGUCUUUUGAGUUCAAAGCCCCACAAGCUCCACCUCCUCCAGCUCCAACACAACCUUCAAAUCAGGAUGCUGAGUUCUACUCUGUUGAUCUGGAGAGGGACAAUAAAGGCUUUGGUUUCAGCCUUAGAGGGGGUCGAGAGUACAACAUGGACCUGUAUGUGCUGAGACUUGCAGAGGACGGAGCAGCCGUGCGAAAUGGAAAGAUGAGGGUUGGAGAUGAGAUCCUGGAGAUCAAUGGGGAGAGCACCAAGGGCAUGAAGCACGCCCGCGCCAUUGAACUGAUCAAAAACGGUGGCCGAAAAGUCCACCUGGUCCUAAGGAGGGGGGACGGCUCUGUGCCAGAAUAUGACGGCAUCAACGACGGCAACGGCCUCAGCGCCGGUGCACAAACUGUUUCGGAAGUGAACGCAGCUCCUCUCGAAAGUCGGCCCCACCCACCAUCGGAGUCCAGCUAUCCACCAGACCUUCACAAAUCAUCACAAAAUGACGACAGGAGGGCGCGGGAGUCGGGCCAACAGGAGCACGGCCACCGGUCAAACCACCGCCACAUCAACCACAGACACCGCUCCCCUGAAAAGAAGAGCAGGAGCAAAGGGCACAGCAAGGACAGUGGAACCUCAAAGCCUCAUAAGAGGAAGGGCGACAAGAAGAGGUCCAGCAAAGAUGACUCACACCAUCACCACCACCACAGUCACAACCAGAAUCACCAUCACCACCGGAGGCACCGCUCCCCAGAGAGGCGCAGAGCUCGGAGCGCUGAGAACACCUUGGACAGUCGAUACGACCAGAGACACGGCCGCUCACCGGAUAGACGCCACCAUCGCCACUCUUCUCCUCGCAGACACAGUUCACCUCAGCGCUCACCCCACCGAUCCGGUUAUCGCCGCAGCUCUCCUUACCACCGUAGAUCCCCCUACCGUUCCCCACAAAGAUCCAGAUACCAGUCUCCCUCGAGACGUCCUGCGGCUUCCUCAGAUAAACCCUACAACGGUGACUUCGACAGGGGGCUGGAUAUGACCUUAAAAGAGCCUCCUGCUCCGAAACCUCCAUCUCGAUCCGAGAGCAUUCCACAUUUGGCAACGUCCCUGGACCGGCUCAAUCUGGAAGACACCCUACCAAGACAGCCACCCAGCUACCUUGACGACCUUUCCCCUAUGGAGCGAGCAUAUCGCGACUCGACCCUUUUCCGCGGGGCUUCUCGAGAUGGCACCUUUCCCCGCAUUCGGACACCCGACUCGGAUUCAGCCUUCCAGAACUACAACUCGUUGUUGAGGGGCCGCUCCCCUGUGAGAAGUGGGGGCAGACAGGACGGAUACCAUAGAGUCGAGUCUUCGGUUUCAAACUCGUACCGGACCAGGAGUCUAGGUCGAGACCUGUCUCCCAUCAGAGGGUACCGUGAUGAGGAGGAAGAGGAGGUCGAAUCCCAGCUGAGUGAUUAUUAUAGCACGCUCAGAUCCAGUUACAGUAGAGCUAACAACAGUGUACCUGAGCCAAGGAGGAAGGCCUACAAAGAGAGCCCUAAAGACCUCAGCAUUUGAUGGGUCGGCUAUGAAGGGCACCAUUCCCAGAACCCACUGUCCACACGAGCCUUCAUCCAAGGACUGCGCAGACCCUGGAUACUAAAUUAUUGAUUUGAAAUCUGGUGUUUUCUCAUGGUUGAACAUCUUUACAACUCUCAACAGCAGAAGAAUGAUUUUGUUUCUUUCCAUCAAAUCGUCAUUUUGGUUUCUUUUAUGACCCUUUUUAUAAGUCUGCUAGCAGUUCUACA